This is a messenger RNA of Anas platyrhynchos (mallard), 4007 nucleotides long. It is a transcript of the gene PRDM12, whose product is annotated as PR/SET domain 12. Gene Ontology annotation, molecular function: histone methyltransferase binding. The record is from RefSeq and is a predicted model, not a curated record. Lineage: Eukaryota; Metazoa; Chordata; Aves; Anseriformes; Anatidae. Gene Ontology annotation, biological process: regulation of gene expression; neurogenesis. Gene Ontology annotation, cellular component: nucleus.
CUGUGGGGUCCCGGAGGGGCUGGGGGCGGCCGUGCCUCGCCUUCUCCCUGGGUUUGGGGUGCGGGAGCCGGGCUCUGAGUGCUUGAGGAAUUUGGGGGCCCGUCCUCUUCUCCCCCCACCUCCCGGCCCAGCCCUUUGCAGCCCCUUGUCCCCAUGAAAAUCAAAAGAACAAGGCUGAGGAGAGGGCUCUAAGCUCCGACACAGCAGGAUUGGGUUUAAAUCCAGCGAAGAUUAACCCUUUGCUGAGCCAGCAAAGCCGCGGGCCCUCGGGGAAGGGAGGGUCGCGGUUGUGGGGACCCCCCCGGGGGCUGCGAGGUGCCCAAGGGCUGGCAGAGAGGGGGUGGCAAGUGUGAGCCCCGCGGCUGGGCCGGGGAAUAUUUUGGGGUGCAGAGAUGGGGGUGCUGCGGGGGCCGAGCCCCGGUGAUGCUGCAGCCGCACCCGGGCCGGGGAGGGGACAGGGCCGGGGUCCGCAGCCCCUAUCCCGCGGCACAAGGUUCCCCAAAUCCCCCCCAGGACACGCGUUUGGGUGUCGGCUGGGCUGUCCCCGCUUCGGCUUUGGGGACCAAUCCCCGAUUUUUUUUUAGGGGGGGCACAGAGGGGUCCCGGCCCGCAGUAUUAGGGCUGGCACCGGGCACCGCGGACCCCCACGAGGGUCGCUCCCCAAAGGCGCAGCGGGGCCGCCGGUGCCGAGCCGGGGGUGCGGGUGGCCGCAGCUCCCUGGGACCCACUCGGGGGGGGGGUUCGGGACCGAUCCUCGGGGCUCUGCCCGUUGGCCGGGGCCGAGAGGGACCAAACAGCACCGAGAAACCGAGUCUGGGGGCAUCGGGGGCGCGGAUUUCGUUGUGUGGAGCCGCGGCCCCAAAACACCGAGUUUUGCGCGUAAAACGAGCGCCGGCAGCGGCUGGGAGCAGCCGGGAGCCGAACCGGAGUGAGCAGAACCGAAUCGAGCCGUGCCCGACGGCGAGGUCCGGUCCUGCUCCCGGCUUUUGGGGGGCUUUUGGGGGGCAAUCCGGGGUGUGUGUGUGUGUGUGUGUGGGUAUAGGGGUGCGUAUGGGCGCAUAGGGGUGCGCAUCGGUGCGCACACGUGUGUGUCCGUGUGUCUGCGUGUGCGUGUAUGAAUUUAUAGGUGUGUGCUUUGUAUGUGCGUGUGUGUGAGCGUGUCCGUGUGUGUGUGAGCGUGUCCGUGUGUAUAUGUGUGUGUGUGUGUGUGUGUGAGUGUGUGAGCGCCGUGUCCCUCCCUCCAGCCACCCCACCCCCGGGGAGGGGAGGGCUGGAGGGGAGGGGGGCUCCGACGGCUCGCCUCGCUCCGGCAGCCCCAGUCUCUCCGGCAAACGUCAGGGAGGUCAUUAAUAACCAAUUAGGAGGGUCAAUGAAGCUCAUAUAUAGCCGGGCGGGAGCCGCCGAGCCGCACGGAGCCCGGCCGCCUCCUCGCCCCCAUGAUGGGCUCGGUGCUGCCCGCCGAAGCCCUGGUGCUCAAACCCGGGCUGAAGCCGCAGGGGCUGGCCCUGGCCGAGGUGAUCACGUCGGACAUCCUGCACAGCUUCCUCUACGGCCGCUGGAGGAACGUGCUGGGCGAGCAGCUCUUCGAGGAGAAGAGCGGCCCCAAAACCGCUUUCACGGCCGAGGUCCUGGCUCAGUCCUUCUCCGGAGAGGUGCAGAAGCUGUCCAGCCUGGUGCUGCCGUCGGAGGUGAUCAUCGCGCAGAGCUCCAUCCCCGGCGAAGGGCUCGGCAUCUUCUCCAAGACGUGGAUCAAGGCGGGCACGGAGAUGGGGCCCUUCACGGGCAGGGUCAUCUCGCCCGAGCACGUGGACCUGUGCAAGAACAACAACCUCAUGUGGGAGGUCUUCAAUGAGGACGGCACGGUGCGGUACUUCAUCGAUGCCAGCCAGGAGGACCACCGCAGCUGGAUGACCUACAUCAAAUGUGCCCGGAACGAGCAGGAGCAGAACCUGGAGGUGGUGCAGAUCGGGAACAGCAUCUUCUACAAGGCCAUCGAGAUGAUUCCUCCGGAUCAGGAGCUGCUGGUCUGGUACGGGAACUCCCACAACACCUUCCUGGGCAUCCCGGGCGUGCCGGGGCUGGAAGAGGAGCAGAAGAAGAACAAGCAUGAGGAUUUCCACACGGUGGAGACGGGGGCCAGCACCACCGGGCGCAUGCGCUGCGUCAUCUGCCACCGCGGCUUCAACUCCCGCAGCAACCUGCGCUCCCACAUGCGCAUCCACACCCUGGACAAGCCCUUCGUGUGCCGCUUCUGCAACCGCCGCUUCAGCCAGUCCUCCACCCUCCGCAACCACGUCCGCUUGCACACCGGCGAGCGGCCCUACAAGUGCCAGGUUUGCCAAAGUGCCUACUCCCAGCUCGCCGGGCUGCGGGCACACCAGAAAAGCGCCCGUCACCGGCCCCCCAACGCCUCCCUGCAGGCUCACUCCCCUGCCCUGCCCGUGCCCCAUCCCGCCUCCCUGGCCCAUCACAUCCCCACCAUGGUGCUGUGAGCCCCCGGCACGGCGGCGGGGGGUUUUGGAAAGCCGCUGCCAACGGGCAAAAGACUGGUGGUGAGACAUGCAAGAAGUCGGGAGCCCUCGGCAGAGCUGGGGGGGGCAGAGGCAGGGCUGCUUUGCGUGGUGAGCUGCUUGAAUUUAGGAGCAUCGCCGGGUGCGUGGGGUGCUCCCCGAGGGUGAGCUGCUUGUCCCCGGGGCUGGCAGGGGGACAGGGGACAGGGGAUGGUGCCUCAACACACAGGGCACGGUGUCUGGUGGAUUUGCUGGUGCACGACAGGAGGGCAGCCUCGAGGCCAUGCCUGGAUGAAUCACACCUGGGUUUUACAGAUAAUUUGACAAAGAAAAAAAUGUUUGUGCCCCUUGUCACUGUCCCAGCAAGCGGCCAGCAGAGAGACGUGGCACGGCCCUGCUGGAGCCAUCAGCUUUCUCUCUGCUGGCCCUUCCCAAGGGACAGAUUUCCCUCCUGGGGAGCCCUGAUUCAGCAAACAGCCGUGUUCCCCCCCAAAGCUGCGUUCAGCCCCGCUGCCUGCCUUCCUCCAGCCCAUGGUGAUGGGGUUGGGGUGCCGUGGUGAAGGGGACAAGCCAAGGGACACCCCCAGCGCUAUGUGCCCACCGGCAAUGCCCAGCCACGGGCAGGUUUUGUGGGGUGCUGCUCCAGCAUCGCUGCCCCUCGCUCCCUGCAGCCCCGAGGGAACAUUUCGGGUUUCCUUCUGCUGCCCUCUGGGGACAGAAAUCCCGUCCCUGGGCCAGCUCCGUCCCCAAGGACAGCUCUAAGCGCCCUCUGGAGUCCUGCCACAUGCGAGAGGAGCCGUGUAUCAUAAGGCUUGAAAGAAGGUAUUCUAAUAUUAAUUAUAAGUCUAAGGUGUAUAAAGUUCUCACAAACUGUGUUUUACUUCCGGAAAAAAAAAAAAAAAAAAAAAAAGGAAAAAGAAAAAAACUGUCACUUUAACUUUGUAAAUAUUUAUGUAAAACAUUAUUUACAAAACUUUGAUAUUAUAUAUUAUUUGAUUGUAUAUGUACACAGUGUAAAUACAUUUGUACCUCUCUCUUGUAUUCUAAAUAAAAAUUACUUGGAACAUUUAUCAUUUAGAAGAUGGAUAGUUUGGAGGGCUUUAUUUUUGCUCCGUGCUGGGUGGAAGAACGUAGUGGGCAGGAAGAGUUAAGUUUCAAAUAACGUGAGGGAAUUAAGUGGCAAAAAAGAUGUAGCACUGGGUGUUAGACCAGGCACUGAGAAGAGGAAAGGUCGGCUCCGGGAAACAAAAACCCUUCUGCGGGUCGAAAGAGAAGGGAUGUGUCCGUGCUGGUAACAGAUGGGGUGGCACUAGUUGGGCUGCCUCCACUUUACAGUCUGUUUAGAAGAAAAACUGUUGAUAUCUUUUAAAAUCUUCUCUGAAAUGAUAGUUGUAUUUCAGCUGAUACAGGCUACAGGUGCAAGCCUUGCUUGAAAUAUUUGAUUUUGGUCCUGAGGAAGCGAAGCAUUCAAGGAAGGUCAGCCCUGGCUUCUCUGUA